AUGUCUCCUGUUAAGUUUAGCCCAAGUGAUCUUCUUUGUUAUUUUUUAUUUACAUUGUCUGUGAGAUCAAUUGUACCCUUGAUUCUCAAUCCCAGUUAUUUACAGUUUUGCUAUAUUUCAUGUCAGCAGUUGUUAUGAAUCAUAUAAUGAAUGGCUUUGAAAAUAUAGGCUAGUGUUAUGGAGCUGGUUAGAUGGAGUGUUGGUGCGAAUAGAGCCUCUCUUAAACUGGGAAGGAGAUCUUAGUCAGUAGCUGUGGUUUGAAUUAGACGUGACCUCUAGCAGUGGGAUUGAUUUAUUGUAUGAUUGUCUCUCUGUCACACACACACGUCCUUCAUCCAUCAUAGGCUGGAAUGGGCUGAUUCAGUAGGAAGGGCCUGCUGAGUGAGUGGGACCUCAGCUUAGACCUCCGCCUCCCUUUUACAUUGUGCACAACAAGUCUGACAUGUAUUUAGGAGGAUAGGCUAUAGGUCUCUUGGUUGUUUUCUCUUUGAAAUACCCAGAUUUUCGACAAUUUUCAUGAUGUUCGGACUAGGAAUGCAGGCCCAGGCUAUAUUUGAUGGUAAGCAUUCAUAAUUAUAAAUAAUUGAUCUAGGCUACAGCUCAAACACUAAAAACCGAGAAGUUGUUUCCAUGAGUACCUUGGUUGUUUCCACAUUCCACCUCUUAACAGCCCGUGUUGUUUCUUUUACCUCAGGUAUCGAGGAGCUGUGUUCUAAGAGGGAUGAGCUGAACCGUCAGAUCCAGCAGGAGGAGAAGGGUCGUCUGCAGCACGACAUCCGUGUCCUCACCGAGAAACUAAGUCGCGUCAACGAGAGCCUGGCCCGACGACUCUCCGUCCGCGCUGACUUUGACCACACCAUUGGCGAGACCGAGGGUGCCUUUAUGAAGAUUCUGGAGAGCUGUCAAACACUGCUGAGUGUAAUAAAGAAGGAAGCAGGAAAUCUCAGCAAAGCCACUGAACCCGGAAGGAAAGACCACUGACGUCCAGACUACCGUCCCUAAACCUUACCUCUCACCCAGACACCAGCAUUUCCCCUUACCCUUGUAAAUGUGCACUGUUUGUACACUGAACAAAAAUAUAAAUGCAACAUGCGACCAUUUCAAAGAUUUUACUGAGUUACAGUUCAUAUAAGGAAAUCAGUCAAUUUAAAUAAAUUCAUUAGGCCCUAAUCUAUGGACUGGAAAUACAGAUAUGCAUCUGUUGGUCACAGAUAUCUUUUUUUUUUUUAAAGGUAGGGGCGUGGAUCAGAAAACCAAUCAGUAUCUGGUGUGACCAUCAUUUGCUUUAUGCAGCGUGACACAUCUCCUUCGCAUAGAGUUGAUCAGGCUGUUGAUUGUGGAAUGUUGUCACACUCCUCUUCAAUGGCUGUGCGAAGUUGCUGGAUAUUGGCGGGAACUGGAACACAAUGUCGUACACGUCGAUCCAGAGCAUCCCAAACAUGCUCAAUGGGUGACAUGUCUGGUAACUAUGCAGGGCAUAGAAGAAGUGGGACAUUUUCAUCUUCCAGGAAUUGUGUACAGAUCCUUGUGACAUGGGGCCGUGCAUUAUCAUGCUGAAACAUGAGGGGAUGGCGGUGGAUGAAUGGCACAACAAUGGGCCUCAGGAUCUCGUCACGGUUUCUCUGUGCAUUCAAAUUGACAAUGAAAUGCAAUUGUGUUUGUUGUCCGUAGCUUAUACCUGCCCAUACCAUAACCCCACCGCCACCAUGAAUCACUCUGUUCACAACAUUGACAUCAGCAAACUGCUCGCGCACACACAACACCAUACACACUCUCUGCCAUCUGCCCGGUAGUUGAAACCCAGAUUCAUCCGUGAAGAGUACCUUUCUCCAGCGUGCCAGUUGCCAUCGAAGGUGAGCAUUUGCCCACUGAAGUCGUUUACGAUGCAGAACUGCAGUCAGGCCAAGACCCUGGUGAGGCUGACGAGCACACAGAUGAGCUUCCCUGAGCGGGUUUCUGACAGUUUGUGCAGAAAUUAUAUGGCAACAGCUCUGGCUGGCAUUCCUGCAGGCAACAUGCCAAUUGCUCCCUUAAAACCUGAGACAUCUGUGGUGUUGUUUGACAAAACUGCACAUUUUGGAGUGCCCUUUUAUUGUCCCUCACCUUUGCAAUGCUGUUUAAUCAUCUUCUUGAUAUGCCACAACUGUCAGGUGGAUGGAUUAGUAAACAAAUUUGUGCACAACAUUUGAGAGAAAUAAGCUUUUUGUGCGUAUGGAACAUAUCUGGGAUCUUUUAUUUCAACUCAUGAAACAUGGGACUGACAUUUUACAUGUUGCGUUUACAUUUUUGUUCAGUAUAAUAUACACUGAGUAUACAAAACAUUAAGAACACCUGCUCUUUCCAUGACAUAAGCUGACCAGGUGAAUCCAGGUGAAAGCUAUGAUCCCUUAUUAAUGUAACUUGUUAAAUCCACUUCAAUCAGUGUAGAUGAAGGGGAAGAGACGGGUUAAAGAAGGAUCUUUAAGCCUUGAGACAUUUAUGACACGGAUUGUGUGUGUGUGCCAUUCAGAGGGUGAAUUUGCAACACAAAAUAUUUAAGUGCCUUUGAACGGGGUAUGGUAGUAGAUGCCAGGUUCACUGGUUUGGUCAAGAACUGCAGCACUGCUGGGUUUUUCACACUCAACAGUUUCCCGUGUGUAUCAAGACUGGUCCACCCCCCCCAACUUCACAUAACAGCGGCACACGAGACAAACACACACACACUCCCGGUGAGAUGCUGUCUGACACUGAUAUGUAAUUACAGGAUAAAUAUAACACAAUGCAGGUUUAGGUGGAAGCACUAGUACUAGUAAAUCUCCUUCACAACAAAUUAAAGCUAUUCUGAGAUUUC
This is a messenger RNA of Salvelinus fontinalis (brook trout), 2830 nucleotides long. Its product is annotated as microtubule nucleation factor SSNA1-like. Gene Ontology annotation, cellular component: centrosome; ciliary basal body. The transcript has 2 exons. Bases 631 to 981 code for a protein of 116 amino acids. NCBI's taxonomy places the organism in Eukaryota, Metazoa, Chordata, Actinopteri, Salmoniformes, Salmonidae. The record is from RefSeq and is a predicted model, not a curated record.